AAAGAAGAGAGGAAGAAGGUCAACACUAAGGGACAAUUUACAAGAAGACAAUUGAAAGUCUUGAGAAUUGAACGGAAGUUGGAUAAGGAUGUUCGACUAGUUGAGGCGAAAUACAGUUCAGAGGAAAAGAAAAAGUAUAACAUGUUAGUACUUGAUACCGUCUUCAGAACAUAUUUUAGAAUAUUGAAAACGAAUUUGGAUUCGCCGAUGAUACCUAUGGUACUUGAGGGAAUGGCACUACACACGUAUAAAAUCAAUUACGACUUCUUAAUGGACAUCAUCAAACUUUUAGAACAAUUGCUGACAAAGAAGGCAGAUGGGUUGUGUCCGCUCGAUACUGUGCGAGUCUGUUAUACCAUUUUCAACACGAUGAAAUUGCAAAGUUUCAUGAUCAACGUCGAUAACGUUAAAUUCUAUGACGCGCUCUAUAAGACGAUCGGACAAAUUGCAUUUGAACAAAAGGACUUCAUAGGGAAGGACAACGUGAAGAAUAGAGAUAUGCUUGUUGGGUCCUUGAAAAUAAUGUUGUUGGACAUCAAGACGGUCCCCCCACUCCGAGUGGCGGCGUUUGUGAAACGACUGUUACUCCUUAUGUUGAAUUGUGACGCGUCAAUAGCACUGGAUUUACGAACGGUGAUGACUUACAUGUUUAAGAGGUAUAAAGAUACAUUCAUUAAUAUGAUAGACGAAGAGGGCGAUAUAGCUGAAUUUAACAAUGAAACGGAUCAACCGGACCACUCAAAGGCUGCGGAUUCGUGUUUGUGGGAAUUCGAUUUACUGCGUUACCACAUUAAUCCAGAUGUCAGAAAGUGGGUGCUCGCUGUUAAGGGAUUGCUCAUUAGACACUGA
Messenger RNA from Entamoeba invadens IP1, 849 nucleotides. RefSeq names its product CBF/Mak21 family protein. Gene Ontology annotation, molecular function: chromatin binding. Lineage: Eukaryota; Evosea; Mastigamoebida; Endamoebidae. The transcript has 2 exons. The annotation marks the transcript as partial. Gene Ontology annotation, biological process: DNA replication initiation. The record is from RefSeq and is a predicted model, not a curated record. Gene Ontology annotation, cellular component: nucleolus.